AUGGCGACCUCAACCUCAACCUCUACCGCCGCCCCCGCGGUUGUCGAAGAACACCAAUUCCCCCUCCCCCCGAUCCUCACCCACCCUUCCGCCGCCCCUCCCACCCUCAUCACACAAGGCGCCGAAGGCCGUCUCUACAAAACAACCUUCUUCUCUCCCGACAUCCCCUGCGCGCUCAAGUACCGACCUCCCAAGCCCUACCGGCACCCGGUUCUCGACGCCCGCCUGACCAAAGCCCGUCUCGCCUUCGAAGCCAAAGUCCUCGAGCGGUGCCGGCGCGAGGGCGUUCCCGUGCCUGCCGUGUACGCCCAGAACGCGGCAGCGGGCUGGAUCGCGGUGGAAUGGAUUGAGGGUGCGCCGGUGCGGGUGAAGAUCAAUGAGUGGUUGGGGCAGAGGCCGAAGAAUGAGGAGGAGGAAAGGUCAGCCGCGGAGCAGGAUCAAGGACCGUUGAUUGAGUUGAUGAAGAGGAUCGGGGCCGCGAUAGCGGCGUUGCAUAGGACGGGUGUGGUGCAUGGAGAUCUGACGACUAGUAAUAUGAUGUUGAGGCCACACACGAAGAAGACGACGACGACGAUGACGAGCGAGCAGACGAAUGGAGUGAGCAAAGAAGAGGAAAAGGCCAAGCUGCUGGAGGGAGACGUGGUGAUUAUCGACUUUGGCUUGGCGAACCAGAGCCAGUCGGACGAAGACCGAGCGACGGAUCUGUAUGUCCUCGAGAGGGCGUUCGCGAGCACACACCCCCGGGCGGAGAACCUGUUUGAGCACUUGCUGGAGUCGUACAAGCAGAGCUUCAAGAAGGGAGCGUCCGUGUUACAUAAAUUGGAGGAUGUGAGGAUGCGUGGGAGGAAGAGGAGCAUGAUUGGGUAA
Neurospora tetrasperma FGSC 2508 is the source of this 867-nucleotide messenger RNA. RefSeq lists its product as uncharacterized. The record is from RefSeq and is a predicted model, not a curated record. NCBI's taxonomy places the organism in Eukaryota, Fungi, Ascomycota, Sordariomycetes, Sordariales, Sordariaceae. Gene Ontology annotation, cellular component: cytosol; nucleus; EKC/KEOPS complex. Gene Ontology annotation, molecular function: ATP binding; protein serine/threonine kinase activity. Gene Ontology annotation, biological process: protein phosphorylation. Bases 1 to 867 code for a protein of 288 amino acids. The transcript has a single exon.